Molecule: messenger RNA, 2275 nt
Organism: Talaromyces proteolyticus
Lineage: Eukaryota; Fungi; Ascomycota; Eurotiomycetes; Eurotiales; Trichocomaceae
Product: putative UBX domain protein
Exons: 2
Coding region: 438-1982 (514 amino acids)
Biological process (GO): proteasome-mediated ubiquitin-dependent protein catabolic process
Cellular component (GO): nucleus
Molecular function (GO): ubiquitin binding
Source: RefSeq, a predicted model, not a curated record
CGGCGAUCUGCAAAAUCCAUAAGCGCAAUUACAGUUAUGCUGAUAAUUAUGCACGGCUACGCUUUUGGUGAUUUCGCGCGGCCGUACUUAUUCCCGGCUGCACUUGCCCAUCAGAACGGAAGCGGAACAUCUUUUUUUACAGAGGUCCCGCCAUAGCGAUGACGAUAGUGGAUGUAGCCUUACUACUGUUUAUUAGCAGCUUCACUUCAGCAAACGCAAUUUGUUACAAACACCCAGCUUUUACCCUUAUACUCAAAUAGCCGAUGGACUUAUAAUCGUUCUAUCAACUUUCUUCCCUUCUGGAUGAGUGCUCAAAUUCCCAGGUUGAGUUUCUUUUAGCUUCCCUCAUUUUCUCCUCGAAACGCCGUUAACCUGAACUACGGGUGCCACUUCUAUCCCAAAAUUCAAAGCUUCUAUCAACAUCCACAUUGGCCAAAAUGGACGGCGACGUGAUAGCACAGUUUACUGAGGUUACAGGCUCUACGCCAGAGCUUGCAACUCAAUAUCUAGAGAUCGCAGACUUCAACAUUGAGCAGGCUAUGCAACUCUACUUUGAAAACGGUGGGGCAGAGAUACAACCGUCCAGACAAACCGAACCGACGCACCGCAACAAUCUAGGCAGUGAUGUCAUUCAUCACGCAGAUGCAGAUGACGAUGUCCUUGUGGAUGAAGCACGAUCAUCAGCGCCUUCACGACAGCCCGAUCUAAAUUUCGAAGAUGAUGCUGCUAUAGCUCGGCGGCUACAAGAGGAGCUGUACGCUGCCGGUGGUGAUUCCUCAGAUGGCGUACGUGCACCGAUCGCAAGAACAACAGAAACGCUUGUAGGUCCGGGGGCAGAAGAUUUUGGUGAACUGGAUCCUGUUUUGAACCGGUUGCGGAUGCGGCAGUCCAGAAAUAACCGCCCUGGUAUAUUCAAUCAACGCGAUUCUUCCAUCUGGGAAGAAGCCUCCGAGAACUCACAAAGGGCAAGUCUAUCCAGAGCGACUGGCGGCGCUUCCGAAACGUCAUCCAAAUCGACCCUACUCGCUGAGAUGUACCGACCACCGUUCGAAUUGAUGUCCAGGCUGCCCUGGGAUACAGCCCGUGAAGAAGGUCGAGAGAGUGAAAAGUGGCUAUUGAUAAACAUACAAGAUCCUUCAAUCUUUGAUUGCCAGCUAUUAAACCGUGACCUCUGGAAGGAUCCAAGUGUGAGAGAUACUGUUAAAGAGAACUUCAUUUUUCUUCAAUACAACAAAGACGAUGAACGCGGAAUCCCGUACUUGCAGUAUUACUUUCAGACCAGCGAUGUUUCGGACAAUUACCCGCAUAUUGCUAUUGUCGAUCCACGAACUGGCGAACAAGUCAAGGUGUGGUCAGGCCCGCCAGUUAUUAAACCCGCAGAUUUUCUGAUGCAACUCCACGAGUUUCUUGACCGAUAUAGCCUGAAACAAAAUGCUCGCAAUCCUGUUGCGAAGCGGAAAGCUGAGAUUCCGAAAGAAAAGAAGCUAGAAGCUAUGACCGAGGAGGAGAUGAUGGAGAUGGCUCUGAAAAAUAGUCUCGAAGGGGCUACUCCUGAAAAGAUUGAAGAUCCGGACGAAUUGACCAGAAGCGUUGGUGAUUUGAAGGGCAAAGGCAGAGCUACUGACGUCGAUGAUAUCCCCAUGGAAGAGCAGGAGCCUGAAGAACAGGAGGAUCCCAAUGUGUCUAUCUUUCGGGCUAUUCCAUCGGACCACAAUCACACAGAACCACCUGCAGACCCUGCUACUACUACUCGUAUUCAAUUUCGCCAUCCCUCGGGUAGGGUAAUCCGGCGCUUUGCUCUGGCGGAUCCAGUACAGCGUAUUUACGAAUGGCUAAAGUCUGAGCCACCGCUCCAAGAGAAGGCCGGAGUUAUUUUUGAGCUCAAUGCCAUGGGGAAGAAUCUACUCCAAGAGCUUAAUACUUCCAUUCAAGAUGCGGGCCUCAAAAAUGGCACAGUCAUGAUAGGAUACUUGGAAGAUUGAUUAUUACGGCAUUCUCACUCGAAUUAUGACCUGCAUAUCAAGCGGCGUUGCAAUGGAUGUUGAUUACGACCCUUUUGAGACAUCAUUUGCCAUAUGGACACUUUUUUCGAUGGCUGUUACCUCUAAACAACUGCACAAGACUUUCAUACAUUUGAAUUGGCCACUUUUUUUUUAUCUUCAUGAAGCUAGAGGUUAUCGCGUCCUGCUGGAAUCUAGAAUUCAACAUCCUUCUAGGUAGAGUGGCGGCAUCGCCGUCGUUGCAAAUAGCAUUUAAUAAGCCACUCCUCGCAUGA